Messenger RNA from Sporisorium graminicola, 738 nucleotides. RefSeq lists its product as uncharacterized. The record is from RefSeq and is a predicted model, not a curated record. The coding region runs from base 1 to 738 and encodes 245 amino acids. Lineage: Eukaryota; Fungi; Basidiomycota; Ustilaginomycetes; Ustilaginales; Ustilaginaceae. The transcript has a single exon.
AUGGUUGAAGGCUCGCCAGCACUCUCCGAGACCUCACAAGGAACGAACACGCCGACGAGCUCGACGUUUCCCGCUUCUCCUACGAUCUAUCAAGGGCUUACAGCAGAAUCGACGGCGGACAGCGACAAGAAGUCGCAGGCAAAGAUUGCUGUGCAUCAUCACCGCACCAAGCUGCAGAGAAACGUGCUCAACGAGGUGGUAACUUCGCUGCAGGGUGCCUACAAGCACUGCCGGCGCCAACGCUCGAACCAGGUCAAUGCGGAAUGUGUCGAACAGUAUUCACUCGUCGUGUCUCAGCUAGGGCAGUUGGACAUGCAGGAACCGCAAGACCCUCUGGCUUUCGAAACGUGGAUGGCUGAGAAUGAUCCUUGCUCGUCUGCCAACAACAGCUCGGUAAUGAUCCCGGGCGAGACCAAGGAGAUGCGCAAGAACCGGCAAAAGGCGGAAUCCAAGAUGAGGAUGCGUCGCAAGGAGGUAGUGCAGUUUGCUGCGCUGACAAUGUAUGCAAAGAUGGCCUACGACCAUGUGGAGGUGGGUGAGGUGGAGGCGUCGGCGGAAGCGUUGGUGAGCAAAUCACUGGCUCAGGUGUUUUUAGAGCACCGCGAAGACUGGGGUACGUUGAUUGCGUUGGAGAAACGACUGUUCCAUACAGUGCGGGUGAAGCUGGGGCUGCAGGAACUGUUUGUUAAGAAGCUGGCCGAGAGGCUGUCCAAGAUGUCGCCUGCUUCAACUGCGUAG